Messenger RNA from Mobula hypostoma (lesser devil ray), 3280 nucleotides. It is a transcript of the gene tmem50a, whose product is annotated as transmembrane protein 50A. The transcript is spliced from 7 exons. Lineage: Eukaryota; Metazoa; Chordata; Chondrichthyes; Myliobatiformes; Myliobatidae. The record is from RefSeq and is a predicted model, not a curated record. Gene Ontology annotation, biological process: late endosome to vacuole transport via multivesicular body sorting pathway; protein targeting to vacuole. Bases 110 to 589 code for a protein of 159 amino acids.
GGUGACGCCACCGAUCACGUGACGGCCAGCUCCUAGCGGGCAUGCGCAUCACUCCCUUGCUCGGACGGGGCAGCUGUCUAUUGUUUGUCCGGAUUUGUGGGUUGUGAAGAUGUCAGGAUUUUUAGAUAACAUCAGAUGUCCAGAAUGUGAAUGUAUUGACUGGAGUGAAAAACGAAAUGCCAUUGCAUCCAUAGCUGCUGGUGUGUUGUUUUUCACAGGCUGGUGGAUUAUUAUUGAUGCUGCUGUGAAGUACCCUGAGAUGGAAAGAUUCAACCACUCCUACCACACCUGCGGUGUUAUAGCAACCCUCGCAUUUCUCAUGAUAAAUGCUGUUUCAAAUGGACAAGUUCGGGGUGAUGGCUACAGUGAAGGUUGUAUGGGCCAGACAGGGGCUCGAAUCUGGCUGUUCAUUGGAUUCAUGUUGGCAUUUGGAUCUCUUAUUGCAUCAAUGUGGAUUCUUUUUGGAGGUUACGUAGUCCCACAAAAGCCUGAUGUUUACCCUGGUAUAGCUGUCUUCUUCCAAAAUGCAUUUAUCUUCUUUGGAGGUCUGGUCUUCAAGUUUGGGCGCACAGAGGAUCUGUGGCAGUAAAUGUCCAAGAAAUGCAGUAUAUUUGAACACUCUCAUUAUCCUGUAGCAGUCUUCCUACAUUUGUUUGAAUUUUCUUUAUCACUGAGUUUACAUGUCAUAAUGCUACAAUUUACCCUUAAAUUUGUCACUAGUAUUUGACUUUGUAAUAGAUAUAUAGCUUGCUUUUAAAGGUGCACUAUCAGAAUGAAUGAUAUAAUUGAAAUGUGAAGUUGGAACAGAAUUCAGAAUUAUUGCAGAUUGAAGCAGGGCAUGAACUUUUAAUAAGGAUACAAAUUUCCUGGCAAAGCUUAAAUGGUGAGGCGCAGCACAGUGCAAACUGGUUUUCAUAGCAACCCUCUGCUGCAGUCUUUAAUAUAUUCCUCGGAAGUCAUUGUUCCUAAUUUCUUAUUGCCCAUUACACCAUUGCAACUUAAGGAAGCAAUGAAGGUCCUCCAUCUCUCUCUGUCCUUGGAAUUUGCACAGAUGUAAAAGGAUUCUUCAUUGCCGUUUUUCUAACAGCUUUGUUUGACUAAACAGGGUUGUUAACCCUGCGUUGAACCCCCGAACCUGGAGGACCAGUGGAUCACUCAGUCUGGCCUCCGCCCUUGACCUGUUUGGUGUGGGUGACCCUACCAAGAGCCAAGGCACAAGGCCUUGAUUCUCGCCAGCAUAGCUCUCCAGGUCAUUGAGGCACGCAAGCUUCCAAACCACAACGAGGUUGUGGCCCUCGUGGAGGAUUGUUCCUAAUAGUUUCAUAGAAGUUGGUAGAGGUGUGACCAUGGAUAUGUUACAAAGCUGCUUGACAAUUGGGAAUGUCUGACGGAGCUGCUUUGCAAUUUUGACUAUAUUGAUUGGAGAGCAGGCCCCAGACUCAGUAAAAUGGAGAUGAGCAGAGAUAACAUGGUGGCAACCUAGUUGAGAAUCAUACAUGUCAUGAAAGAAGCUGUUGUUCAACUUGCACUGGAAUUUCUUGAUUUAUCAGAUGUCACAAGAAAACAUCAUGAAUUCAGGUAGUGUCUAUUUCUAACUGUUUCAAAUUGGGGAGAGUUUCAAUUCUUCACAAAAGUUGGAGAAAAUCAAAGGUCUGAACUUGGUUGUACAACAUAAUAUUUUCCUCCUAAUUUUUGGACUGGAAAACAACUUUAUGAUAUGUGUCAUUUUGUAACAUCAGAGACUUCCAGGAAAUUCCUGCCCAACAUAUUACAGGCAGUGUGGUAGCAUAGUGGUUAACACAAUGCUUUACAGUGCCAGCAACCCAAGUUCAAUUCCCAGCACUGCCUGUAAAGAGUUUGUAUGUUCUCCCGGUGAUCUCGUAAGUUUCCUCCGGAUGCUCGUUUCCUCCCACAAUCCAAAGACAGACUAGUUAUUAGGUCAAUUGGUCAUUGUAAAUUGUCUUGUGAUUAGACUAAAACUGGGGGUUGCUGGCUGGUGUAGCUCGACAGGCAGGAAGAGUUUAUUCUGCGCUGUAUCUCGAUAAACAAAUGCAAAAAAAAACUUCUGUAUAUAAAAAGGUAACUAAUUUGUACUGCACCUUGCAUGAUGAUUUAGUGCUUUGCCAUGAAACAUAUUUGCAAUCAGUCGCCAUUGUAAGUUUAUCCACUGAUCAUGAUUCCAUAAAUAACGAGUGAAAUUUUUGCAGUUUUCAGCUUAAACUCGUGUUGCAACUAUGAUGUGCUGAUUAUCACAUCACGUUUGAUAUUUCAAAGAUAUCAUGCUUUGUAGAGAAUCUUCAUUAACUUUUAGAUCUUGUCUAAUCUCAUUCUCCCCCAUUUCAAAUUGCUGAAAUCCAUUUAUGAAUUCAGUAUAAAGCAAACAGCAACAGGAAAUUUGGUUAAGUAACAAUGAUUAUCUGAUUUGACGGAGAUGUAUUUGGUUUUCUAUUACAGUCAUGUACACUUCUAUUCUCUAAAAUUAAUAUUCUUGCCACUGAUUGUAAGGAGGUUGUACGUUCUCCCCGUGACUCUGUGGGUUUCCUCUGGGUGCUCUGGUUUCCUCCCACAUUCCAAAGAUCUACUGUUUGGUAGGUUAAUUGAUCAUUGUAAACUGUCCCGUAAUUAGGCUAGGGUUAAGUCGGGGAUUGCCAGGUGGUGUGUGGCUUGAAGGGCCGGAAGGACUGAUUCUACGCUGUAUCUCAAAUAAAUCGAUAAUAAAUAGGUAUUGAGGACAUCACUGCAGAUUGAAUAAGCAGUAUUGACAUCCUUCAAAUGGAUUAAGCAAGAUUUGCGGGUCCUAUCCACUGUUAGCUGUGAUGGGAAGAAAGAUUCUAAGUACUUAGCAGGUGGGGCAACAUCAGUGGCGACGGAAAUGAGACCAAAUUUGAGCCUCAGGGCCCCUUUUUGUUUCCUCUUUCCAGCACCUGCACUUUUUAAAAAAAAUUGCUCCAUUUAACUAUGAUCCUGAUUCCGCAAUGUGUAGAGAGUUGAUUAUUCAUUUUGCUCUCCUCUUCAGUUUUACAUUUUAAAAAUUACUGCAAAAGAUUAGCAAUGCUGCUUUUUUGUAUAUUCCUCUUCUGUACAUAAUUUAGUUUUGCACAUAAAUGCAAUGCAAACUUAAGUUUAAUGCAAUGAUCUUUCUAUUGGCAAGUUAUCAUGAAGCUGAAUUAUGUCUUUUAAUGACUUGCUAUUUUGUGUAAUAUUUAAUUUGUGAUGUAUACAUGCUAUGUAACAGUUACUGAGUAUUGUUAAAAUCAGUUUAAUUAAAGCCAAAUUUCAA